AAAAUGAGCCUUACAGACAUUCUAAGCCCUUCUGAUAUCGCUGCUGCUCUGCGGGACUGCCAAGCUCCAGAUUCCUUUAGUCCCAAAAAAUUCUUUCAGAUCAGUGGGAUGUCUAAAAAGAGUAGCAGCCAGCUCAAGGAGAUCUUCAGGAUUCUCGACAAUGAUCAAAGUGGCUUUAUUGAAGAAGAUGAGCUCAAGUAUUUCCUUCAGAGGUUUGAGUGUGGAGCCAGAGUGUUAACCACCUCAGAAACCAAGACCUUCUUGGCAGCUGCAGAUCAUGAUGGGGAUGGUAAAAUCGGGGCUGAAGAAUUCCAGGAAAUGGUGCAGGCUUAGAGGUUCAAAAGGAGCAAACCCGAUAGAAUUGGAUGAAUCUGCAGGAGACACUCACAAACCUUGAAAAUCAGGAGUCCCUUAUUUAUCUUGACAGUGUCUGUUAUUUUUUCACUGCCUUAGCAACAUAAUGAAACACUGAUUACUGAUUUUUUCAUUGUGUGGACUAUUUACCAUGUUUUAACCUCUACUUUAGCAGGCACUUCCCUUAAAAAUAUCCAAUAAAAAUUAAUCAUAUACUGUAGCCUGUGUCUG
This is a messenger RNA of Taeniopygia guttata (zebra finch), 585 nucleotides long. Its product is annotated as parvalbumin, thymic CPV3. Gene Ontology annotation, cellular component: cytoplasm. Gene Ontology annotation, molecular function: calcium ion binding. The record is from RefSeq and is a predicted model, not a curated record. Lineage: Eukaryota; Metazoa; Chordata; Aves; Passeriformes; Estrildidae.